ACGGGGAGGGGGGGGUUGCAUGGGUGAAACAUGGCUACCGUAGACACACCGAAGUCUCCCAAACGACAGAAAACCCCGUCGGAGGAGGUGGGAACCCCCGGGGACGGGGCCGAGGCGGCGGGGUGUGGAGGCGGCUCGCCCCGGGGAGGAGAAGCCGCCGGCGGGGGAGAGAGUGGAGCUGAUGGCGGCGGAGCUGCUGCUGCUGGCGAGGCUGCAGCUGCUGCUGCUGCUGCUGCUGCUGCUGCUGCUGGGGGGGCAGACACAACGACAUGCGUCUCGUCCAAAGACCUGACAGCGGCUGAAAAGAUGGCCGAGGCCCCCGCCGUGGACGAGCGGGCUUUCGACUGGUCGGAACCCGAAGAAGACGACGACGAAAAGGCGAAAAUACCCACCCACUCCCCGCUGGAGGAGGACAAGGAGCGCGACCUGGAUAAAGCUCCUGCUGCUGAAGAGGUGAAGCGGGACAAGCAGGUUGAUGGCAACAUCGUCGCUGCUGCAGCUGCAGCUGCAGAGAAGCUCAGCCAGGAGGAACCUUCACACGGCGGGGAGAAGAGCUCGGAGCAGCUGCCAGUGGAGGACCUGGGGGGGGACGAGGACACGGAGGAUGCCACUGAGGACGACGAGGAGACGGACCAAGAGGAGGAGGAGGCUGAUUCGGUAGCUAAGCAGAAAAAGUAUCAGCUGGUGUGCAAAGACUGUGGGAUGGUAUUCAACCAGCGUGAGCCGUUCAACCUCCACCGCCACUUUCACGCACACGAGGACGAGCUCAUGCCCCUCAGCUGUAAAGAAUGCGGCCUUACCUUCGAGCACCGCAGCAGCCUCAAUAAACACAGAAAUGAACACAGAGAGAAGGAGGAGCAGCUUCUGACUUCGAAGAAGGAGGCGCAAGCCAACGCGGAGGGUAGAUUUCAGUGUGCAGAAUGUCAGAGGAUUUUCUUUGCGGUCGGUAAGCUGAGGGACCACAACUGCAAUAACACAGUAGAAAAGCCUUACCACUGCCCCCUGUGCCGCCAAGAAUUCCAGUUUAAGGUGUCUAUCACCAAGCACAUGAUGGCCCAUUCCCAGGAAAGCAUCUUUACAUGCCAAGAGUGCAAUCAAACUUUCCCUAACAGCAUGGUCCUGCGCUUCCACCAGAGAUGCCACGCCGCUCUCAAACCCUACGAAUGCCCGGAGUGCGGCAUGGUUUUCAAACACUACUCCGUCAUGGAAGAUCACCGUCGCAAGCACACAGACGGCAGCCGUUCUCACCUGUGCAACAUCUGCGGUAAGAGUUUCAAGUACAGCAGCCUCCUUCAUCAACACCAGUAUCUCCACACCGGCCAGAAGCCUUUCCGCUGCCCCGAAUGUGGCAAAAAUUUUGCUUUCGCCCAGAACAUGAAGGCUCACUGCCGUCAGCAUAGGCUGGGGAAGACCAAGUCGGCCUCUGAGCCGCCCAGCAAACAGACCCCGGUACCUGCACACGAGGCUGUCAAAGCACCGGGGAAAGAGAACACACACCAGAGUGAGGAACAAAAGCCCUCCUUCAACUGCCCUCUCUGUCCUCAGACCUUCUGCCAUCCAGCCAACCUGAGAGCCCACAUGCUCGUUCAUGAGGCCGAGUACGAGAAACUGGACAGAUCCCCUCGCGCCUCAAGGGAGAUGAACAAAUACUGGGAGAAAGGACACACCUGCCCGCACUGUCCAAGUGUUUACCGUGACGAAUCUAGUUUAAAAGUACAUCUACUAAGUGUCCACAAGUCAACUGCACAAUGUUUAGAAAAGCUGGCAACGCAGCCUAAGAAGGAAAUUACUCCGUUAAGCAGCGAUAAUGUUCAGGAGAAAUGGAAAAGCGAGGUUUUGAGUAUUAAGUCGUUUAAGUGUUCAGAGUGUGGAAAAACAUUCCGCCAUCGCUCAGUGUUGGAGCUGCACAUGCGCAUACAUUCCAAAGACAAGCCGUACCAGUGCAAAGAGUGUGGCAAGGGCUUCAGAUUCAGCAGCUACCUGCAGCAGCAUCUGAUCAUCCACACGGGCAAGAAGCCAUAUAAAUGCCCACACUGUGGGAAGGACUUUGCCUUCCUGCAGAACAUGAGGACCCACCAAAAGCUGCACCAGGAGAAGCCGUUUCGCUGCACCCACUGCCGCAAAGGCUACAGCGACGAAACCCAGCUGCAGCACCACAUGUUGUCACACAACGGGGACAAACCUCACAAGUGUAACCUGUGUGACAAGAGCUUCGGGUUGGCCUAUCUGCUCCGUGAUCACAUGAACACGCACACGGGGGAGAGGCCUCAUCGCUGCGACGAGUGUCACAAAACCUUCUCCUGGUUCAGCAGCCUGUUGGUUCACCAGAAGAUCCAUACUCGUAAAAAGCAGGGUUUCAGCCAGUACAGCUCCCUGCCUAUGAGUGCUAGGGUGAGAGGCAGGGGCAGGAGGGGAGGGAGGCUAGCGUGGGGGUGGUCUAGACCUUUAGGGAGCUCGGGGGUAAUUGCCCCUCAGCAGCCUCUCUAUCCAGUUUCUCCACUGAAAGAGGCCGAGCUGCGCAGAAGGGCAGCGCAGCCGCCGUCUUCCAUGCUCCCGUCUCGCAUGGAUCUCCAAAGCCGGCAGCAGAAGGAGCCGUGGCUGCCCGAGCAGCACACUCAGCCGGUGCAGUGGAAGGUGGACGGCGGAGAGGUGAUGCCCGUCCCACCUGCACAGCAGCAGCACGGAGCUCCCCAGCAGACCCGCUUCGACAGCUUGACGCAGCCGGGGCUGCAGCAGCACCACCAGAGAAGUCCGGGCUGGGCAGACAUCCCUUUGUUAUCUCAGUCGGCCGCCCAGAGCUCAGAUUCACACAUAAAAGAGAGCACGUCUUCUGUUGUCGGCUCUCAUCCAAUGACUGUGCCAAUAAAAUCCAGCCCAUCAGCAGGGAGUGAGUUGGUGCUGCAUAGGCAGCACAAGCCGAUUAUUUGGAGCACCACAACUACAUCCACGGUGCUAGCUUCCACAAGCUCUAUGCAGCACGACUUCUCCAGUCCCGCCUUGUACACAGACGGCGCUGCACUGUGGAGCGUCAGGCCCAAUCCAAUGGCAAACUCGCAUAACUCUCCCAAUAAGCUCGGGCAAGAGCUGCAGCUGCCCAGAUGGUCGACUGCUGCCCAGGUGUCGUCACAAAAGGAUCCGUCCACGUUGCUCAAGAAAGAGGAGAGAGUGUGGGAGAUCAGUAAUCCUCAAGUCAUAUCUUCGACUGUUACUCAGCCAGAGAAGCCAUGGAACGGCUGCGAGCCACAAAAACCGUGGACCUCAGGCUUAGCGGCUGCAUCCACCUCAGCUCAGUUAGACCAAAGCAGUGCUAUGUCCAUCUCCACUCCGGUUUCUCACAGUGUGGCCAGCACCUUGUGGGAGAUUCAGACCCCUCCAGGAAUCGCAAAGACUAUGAGCGCCACUGAGAAAUUAGUAAAUAACCAAGAUUUCCAGCUGCAGCAGAAGCAGGUGUCAGCUGGCUGGGCCAGUGUGCAGGCAGCCACACAGAAGGUUCCCAUCUCCAUCCAGUAUGAGCCUCACCGCUUUGGCCAGGGGAUGGGAACUCCAGUAUGGGGCUUCCAAAGUACUCCCGUGGGUCCGCAGACUCUGCUCCCUGGACAGCUGAAGCCUGGCAGUGGACAGGAGCUGCAGCAGCAACCAAUGGUAACGGGCACUCAAAUAAUCAUAAAUCAGCCUUCUCCUUUUUUCUCAGCUCCACUUGCUCCGCUCCCUCCUCUUGCUUUGCCUGGCCCUCACCCUCUUCACUCUGUCGCAGUCGGUGCACUUCCACGACCUCCACACCCAAAUAUCUUUUUCACACCACAGGCAAUCAUGAGCGAGAGGCCACACAUGCCACAGACCCUGCCCCUACCUCAACUUGCCCCGCAGACUGAACCUCACAAACUCGGACCCCGUUUGCCUUUUGCCCCAGAACGGCUUCUCCAAUGCAUGAUAUGUGGGUGCUCUCUUCCUCGGGAGCUGGAUCUACAAAUGCAUUACUUGCAACAUGCACAAGGGGAGAUAUGAUAUUUCUACACUAGCAACAAAACCUAGUUAGCUUUUAAUAUUUUUUACUCUGUGGAACCUCAUUUAUUUGACACUAUGUUGUGGUAUAAACAUCUGAGUAGAUGGGCAUUACACAUAUAACGGAUAAACUGAAUUUAGUUUGCACAUUUUGACCGUUUUUCUUUUUUUUUUAAGACUUUCAGCUUCAAAUGCAGCUGUGCAGUUUGUUUGAAACCGAUGUAAACAAUGUGCUGGUCUCUUUCUCUUUUACAUGGAUCUAAGUUCUCCAUAAGCUUCUAGGAGUGCAGAUUAAUGAGGUUCUACAGCUUACAUUUCAUUUAUUGCCAAUGACAUUUAGAUUUAGAUAAUAUUAGUACUUUUCUAGUUCUGUUAAUAUGUCUUGAACCAUUUGUACUGUGUUUCUUCAUGUACAGUAUACUUUGUGCCUUUUAUGAGUACAGUCUGCAUGUCUGCUGUCUUGGUAUUCUAGGCCCUAGUUUGUGCUUAAGGUAGGAUCAACAGUGUGACCUCACUCCCAAAAUGCAGAGCAACAAUUUCAAAGAUACUGUAAAGAAACAUUAAGUUCUUGCUUUUGGAGAAGUGAUCGAGGUUGUCGUGCUCAACGGUUACAAUAACUCAACAUACAAGUAUAUGUCUGCUGGAAAGCACCUAACUCACUGGGUCAAGGGCCAGGUCCAGAUAUUUCACUGGUAAAGCUUUCAUCAUGGUAAUUUGAUCGAAGGAGAAGUACCUGUUAACAAAAAUUACUGUGUAAAUGGACCUUUCACUUGAAGAGUUUUCUGUAAAUUUUAAUUCUCGGGUGAUUAUCGGCAUCAUGGAAAAUUUGGCUCCAUUAUACAAUUAUUGAUGACACUGUUGUUAAGUAGUGAAUUUUGUAAUAAACUAAAC
Molecule: messenger RNA, 4893 nt
Organism: Cololabis saira (Pacific saury)
Lineage: Eukaryota; Metazoa; Chordata; Actinopteri; Beloniformes; Belonidae
Exons: 2
Coding region: 31-4005 (1324 amino acids)
Biological process (GO): regulation of transcription by RNA polymerase II
Cellular component (GO): nucleus
Molecular function (GO): RNA polymerase II transcription regulatory region sequence-specific DNA binding; DNA-binding transcription factor activity, RNA polymerase II-specific
Source: RefSeq, a predicted model, not a curated record